AACAACUUCCUGUUCCGCCCCUAUCUCUCUUCCGGAUUUCCUAGCGUGACCGACGUUUCGUGUCUGUUUAGACUUAAAAAUGCGUUACGUGGCCGCUUACCUCCUGGCAACGCUCGGUGGAAACACCAGCCCCUCUGCAAAGGACAUCAAAGCCAUCUUGGGCAGCGUGGGAAUUGAGGCCGAUGACGAACGCUUAAACAAGGUCAUCAGUGAGCUGAAUGGGAAAGACAUCAAUGAAGUCAUGAACUCAGGCCUCUCUAAGUUAGCCUCCGUACCAGCAGGUGGUGCUGUAGCUGCUCCUGCCGCUAGUGCUGGUGGGGCUGCUGCAGCUGGGGCUGCACCUGCUGCUGUGGAAGAGAAAAAGGAAGAGAAGAAAGAGGAAUCAGAAGAGUCAGAUGAAGACAUGGGCUUUGGGCUCUUUGAUUAAUCUACCUUCUCCAUGCUUAAAAAGCAAUAAAAAUGUAAAAGGUUUACACAAAA
Molecule: messenger RNA, 480 nt
Organism: Scomber japonicus (chub mackerel)
Lineage: Eukaryota; Metazoa; Chordata; Actinopteri; Scombriformes; Scombridae
Gene: rplp2a
Product: ribosomal protein, large P2
Exons: 5
Coding region: 80-427 (115 amino acids)
Biological process (GO): cytoplasmic translational elongation
Cellular component (GO): cytosolic large ribosomal subunit; ribosome
Molecular function (GO): structural constituent of ribosome
Source: RefSeq, a predicted model, not a curated record